AUGUCUUGCUCUUCCCGCGUCUCCUCCUGCAGGGCUAAAGGCAGCAGCUCCAUGAGGGGGUCCAUGGGGGCCAGCAGCUUCAGCAGCAGCAGCCGAUGCGGAAUGGGGGUCAGCUCUUGCCGCGGCUUCCGAGCUGGAGGCGGCAGCUCCAGCGGGGGCUUCGGUGGAGGUUUCAGUAGUGGAUUUGGAGGCGCUUCGGUCUCGGGAGCUGGCUUUGGCGGGGGUUCUGGAUUCGGAGGGGGUUCUGGAUUCGGAGGGGGCUCUGGAUUCGGAGGGGGUUCUGGAUUCGGAGGGGGCUCUGGAUUCGGAGGGGGCUCUGGAUUCGGAGGGGGCUCUGGAUUCGGAGGGGGCUCUGGACUGGGUGGAGGGGCCAGCGGAGGCUUCUACAGCUACGGUGGGGGCAUGGGUGGGGGGAUGGGUGGAGGGAUGGGGGGGGGCGAUGGGGGGCUUUUCCCUGGGGGCGAAAAGCAAACCAUGCAGAACCUCAAUGACCGCCUGGCCAGCUACUUAGACAAGGUCAGAGCCCUGGAGGAGGCCAACUCGGAUCUGGAGAGGAAGAUCAAGGAGUGGUAUGAGAAAUUUGGGCCCAACUCUGGAGACAGUGGGUCUGGAAAAGAUUACAGCAAAUACUACCCCAUCAUUGAGGAUCUCAGAAAUCAGAUCAUUACUGCCACUAUUGAAAACGCGGGAAUUGUCCUGCAGGUUGACAAUGCCAGGCUGGCUGCUGAUGAUUUCAGACUGAAGUACGAGAACGAGCUGUAUCUCCGCCAGAGUGUGGAAGCCGACAUCAAUGGCCUACGGAAAGUACUGGAUGACCUCACCAUGACUCGCAGUGACCUGGAGAUGCAGAUCGAGAGCCUGACCGAGGAGCUGGCCUACCUGAAGAAGAACCAUGAGGAGGAAAUGAAGGGCAUGCAAGGCAGCUCCGGAGGGGAUGUGAAUGUGGAAAUGAACGCGGCUCCGGGCACCGACCUCACCAAAUUACUGAACGACAUGCGGGCGCAGUAUGAGGAACUGGCUGAGCAGAACCGCAGGGAGGCAGAGGAGCAAUUCAACAAGCAGAGUGCCUCCCUGCAAGCUCAGAUCUCCACUGACGCCGGAGCUGCCAGUUCUGCCAGGACUGAGAUCACAGAGCUGAAACGCACUCUGCAAGCCCUGGAGAUUGAGCUUCAGUCCCAGCUGGCCAUGAAAAGCUCCCUGGAAGGGACCCUAGCAGACACGGAGGGGGGCUACAUGGCUCAGCUGUCGGAAAUGCAGAUGCAGAUCAGCUGCCUGGAGGAACAGAUCUGCCAGAUUCGGGGUGAGACCGAAUGCCAGAAUGCGGAGUAUGAGCAGCUGCUCAACAUCAAGACCCGUCUGGAGAUGGAGAUCGAGACCUACCGCCGCCUGCUGGAUGGGGAGGGAGGGUAAGUGCAAGUCACCCUCGGACUGAGUGUUGGUUAUGGAACGGGAAGGGAAGCUGGGCUGGUGUGCUCAGGAUCCAGGGGCUCAGGAACCGGUGACUCAAGAUCUGGAGGAAGCUGCUCUGGUCAGACACGAGAUCCUAGUAAGACCAGAGUGACCAAGACCAUUAUCGAGGAGGUGGUAGAUGGCAAAGUUGUCUCAUCUCAAGUCAGCAAUAUUUCAGAGGUGAAGUUUAAAUAA
This is a messenger RNA of Sorex fumeus (smoky shrew), 1644 nucleotides long. RefSeq names its product keratin 24 (gene KRT24). The record is from RefSeq and is a predicted model, not a curated record. NCBI's taxonomy places the organism in Eukaryota, Metazoa, Chordata, Mammalia, Eulipotyphla, Soricidae. Gene Ontology annotation, molecular function: structural molecule activity.